Priapulus caudatus is the source of this 1470-nucleotide messenger RNA. RefSeq names its product protein Wnt-9a-like. The record is from RefSeq and is a predicted model, not a curated record. Gene Ontology annotation, molecular function: frizzled binding; cytokine activity. The transcript has 4 exons. The coding region runs from base 1 to 873 and encodes 290 amino acids. Gene Ontology annotation, cellular component: extracellular region. NCBI's taxonomy places the organism in Eukaryota, Metazoa, Priapulida, Priapulimorpha, Priapulimorphida, Priapulidae. Gene Ontology annotation, biological process: multicellular organism development; canonical Wnt signaling pathway; cell fate commitment.
AUGCUGUGUAACAGUUUCAAACUGAGCAGCAAACAGAGAAAGAUGUGCAGGCGGGUAAAUGGCAUGGCGGAAACAAUCAUGGAGUCGGUAAAAGACAGCGUCAGACAGUGUGAGCAGCAGUUUGCGUGCGAGCGGUGGAACUGCAGCGACGGCGACUACAGACUGAGUCUACUCAGACGAGGAUUCAAAGAAGCGGCAUUCCUUCAUGCCAUAUCGGCUGCAUCCCUGACCUAUCACGUGAGCAGAGCAUGCAGUAGUGGCGACCUCGACCGGUGUUCAUGCGACAAGUCGAGUGCUCUCGAAACGCAGCGGCAGCAACUGAAAUACGGCGGCUGCGGAGACAACAUUAAAUACGGUGUAGCGUUUACGAAGAGGUUUAUGAAGGCUGGUGCAGCGGGGCGACACGCAGACGUACAACUUCACAACAACCGACUUGGGAUAUGGGCCGUCAGGCGCAAUCUAACUCGGAGGACGUGUAAGUGCGUGGGUCUGAGCGGCUCAUGCACUGUCAAGACCUGCUGGUUGCAACUCAGAGAGCUGCCCGUCGUCGCCAGGGAUCUGAAGGCGAAAACCGCGCACCGCAAGAAUGCGCAUACGAGCAAGAAGACGCUGCUCUUCGCCGAGCGGUCGCCGGAUUUCUGCUCGCAAAGUAAAUACAGCGCAGGCACAACGGGUCGCAGGUGUAAUGGCUGCGGUAAUGGCGUCGAUGCGGGAAGGUUGUCGGAAGGCGCGACGUGCGACAGUAUGUGCUGCGGUCGCGGAUACAACACGCGGCGCGAGUUUUUACAGCGCUCCUGCUCGUGCAAGGUAACGGGCAUCGUUGCCCGUUGUGAGAUAUGUAAUUACACCCAGUUAGCUUACUAUUGUAAAUAGACCGGUGACAUAGUAGGCUAACUGUGUGCAGCAAUUGCGUACAGGAAUGCCCCGCGUUACGUAACCGGGGGUAUACGAGACAACCCGGUUUAGGAAGAUUUGCAUGCACGUAAUUUGUAAAUUAUGACCACUUUACUCGCGAUACAUAACGAAAAUUCGCUUUCGCGUAACUUUUUCAGUGGCGUUUCUACUCAAACUGUGGCGUGCUUCAUCCCCGUAAAUAGAAUUUAUAUACACGUAAUAAAUACCCAACCAGCUAACAAUACGUUUUAGCGGAAUGAUUCUGCUUAGGAACGCGUCUCUAAUUAUAUAAUGACAGUCAAGAAGAAGAUGCGAUUCACGUUAGGCGUUUUCGCGUUACGAACUUUUUUAUUCGUUGAGAUGCAUUACUUACGUAACGCGGGGUAUCUAUGCAAUCCAUCAAUAUCAAUAUGUAUCGAUUUAGGAACAAUUCCAAGUUUUCUGUAAAAUGUUAGUUGUAAAUAAUUGAGGUAGAAAACAGUAUAUCUAGCUAUUUAACUUACACCAAGUCUCUGCUAAAGCAUAAUUCAAAGUUAAAGAUACUUCUCUAAUAAUACUUCCCACUUCUCAUCCUGC